AUGUCAGAUCAGGGACCACGUAAGCGAAGGAAGGAAGUUGCAGAAACGCCGGGUCCAGAAGCAGAAACCGAUGGCGACGGCGCAUCAGAUCCUACUCCCCAACUUUCCACUCUAUCCUUAUUCAUAGUACUCUUCAUAAUUCGACUAGUUAAUGCCCUUUCCAUACGAACAUUUUUCCAGGCUGACGAGUACUAUCAGGCGCUUGAACCGGCGUAUAACUAUGUGUAUGGAUACGGCUACAUCACCUGGGAAUGGCGAGAACACUUACGGUCUUCCAUACAUCCUUUGCUUUAUUCUGUGGGGUACCAAAUUGCCAAAUGUUUGAAUGAUAGCGAUUUUCUAGUCUGGGCCAUUCCCAGAAUUAUCGGAGCCCUCAUUGCGUCCAUAGGCGAGGUGAACUUGUACCUAUUCACCAGAGAGUACACGGGACAGGAAAGUUUGGCUCGAAUCACCGUCCUUCUUUCAGUAGGUAACCCCUUCAAUUGGUAUGUCAGCACUAGAGCAUUUUCUAAUAGUUUCGAAACAGCCCUAACUACAAUUGCAUUGCGGUACUGGCCAUGGAAUACAACGUCUGAUAUCCAGUACGAUCUGUUUCUUACCAGUAUUGCUUUUGGCGCAGUUAGUUGUAUAGUUAGACCAACCAAUGCCAUCAUCUGGAUGUAUCUUGGAAUCUACUAUCUCUGGACAAUUAGGGCAUCACAUGUUCUAGAUAUAGUCAAGUUACUAUUUUUGGCUCUUUUAGAGCUAACUACCAUAUUAGCAGUCAAUUGUGUACUCGACUGGGCUUUCUACGGUGAAUUGACAUUUCCACUUUGGAACUUCUUACAAUUUAAUUUGGUUAAGAAGCUUUCCAUUUUCUACGGUGUUGCUCCAUGGCACUUUUAUUUGUUCCAGGCCAUACCCAUAUUCCUAAUGUUGUACUUACCAUUAUUUUUGCAUUCCUUGUUUGUGCUACAGACUUACAAAUUGAUAUUGACGCAGGUUUCCGUAGUGGUGUUGGUGAUAUUCUCCUUGAUCGAGCACAAAGAAUUCCGAUUCAUCUAUCCAUUGCAACCAUUAUUCUUAGUAAUCUGUUCAUAUUCAUUUAAACAAGUGAUGAAGACUUUCACUGCGAAACAAUUUGCCUAUACAGUCAACUUGAUGAUAAUAGGCAACACGGCUAUCUCGUAUUUCUUCACUCGCAUACACGAGCGUGGUGUCAUAGAUGUCAUAGACUACAUAAAGAACGACUCGAGAGCCUCAUCGGUCGGGUUCUUAACUCCCUGCCAUUCCACACCUUGGCAGAGUCAACUACACGAUCCCGCACUUGAGUCUAAUACGUGGUUCUUGACCUGUGAGCCUCCUUUACAUAUUGCAAGCGGUGAUCAGAAGGCUAUUUUAGAAUACAGAGACGAGUCGGAUAAUUACUACGAUGAUAGAGUAAAAUUUCUUCGAGAAACCCUACCUCCUUUGGACACUACAUCUACAACAACUACGGCCACAAAGUACCAAUGGCCCAGUCACUUGGUUGUGUUUGAGACCGAGGAAAAGUUCAUCACUGAGUUUCUCCAGGAUUCCAAUUACAGACAAUGUCAGAGAUUCUUCAAUAGUUACUUCCACUGGGACAGCCGUCGCAGCGGCGACGUGAUUGUAUUUUGCAACGUGGAUGAAGAAACGAGCUCAUAG
This is a messenger RNA of Scheffersomyces stipitis CBS 6054, 1665 nucleotides long. It is a transcript of the gene GPI10, whose product is annotated as putative glycosylphosphatidylinositol-alpha 1,2 mannosyltransferase. Lineage: Eukaryota; Fungi; Ascomycota; Pichiomycetes; Serinales; Debaryomycetaceae. The transcript has a single exon. Gene Ontology annotation, cellular component: endoplasmic reticulum membrane. The record is from RefSeq and is a predicted model, not a curated record. Gene Ontology annotation, biological process: GPI anchor biosynthetic process. Gene Ontology annotation, molecular function: alpha-1,2-mannosyltransferase activity. Bases 1 to 1665 code for a protein of 554 amino acids.